AUAAUAAACGAGGUACUUUAAGGAGACUUGGUAGACGAACGUGUCUGUAGAGAGCUCUGUUCUGAUUUUGCAUUUCAUUAUGGCACCCAAGUCUCUGGACUCCAAAAUUGAGAAGAAAUCGAAAAUAGGCAGGCGUUGGAGAAAAAUAUUCCGCAAAAUUAAGAGGCUCCCAAAAGAACAAGAGGAGAAGUCUACAGCACAUGUUGACGGUUCAAAUAAAAUGGUCUCGAAAAAUUCAAAAAAUUCUAUGACUACCUCAGCAGAAUCCACAAUUGACGAUCCAUAUAAACUCCCCUUCGAGCAGAAAAGACAGUUGAUAGACGAGUUUUUCAAAGACCACGAUCCAGAUCUACCACUGGAUGACUCAGAGCUACCCUCAACCCUCUGCAAAGGAAAGGUGUCUGAACGUUUAAAAAGCUUUAGGUAUACCUCAGCAGAAGACACGCAUAAAGAUCGACGUCAGCCAACGUUAAAGAAGAAAAAUAGAGUUGAUAGACGAGACUUUCAAAGGCCAAGAUGCAGAUGUACCAGAGAAGUCUGUCAAGACUGAUGACUCAGAUCUACCCUCAGCCCUCUGCAAAGGAAAGGUGUCUGAAAAUUUAAAAAACUUUAGGUCUAUCUCAGCAGAAGACACGCUUGAGGAAUGCAAGUAAAUCACUUUCACAUAGAAGCGACAGUUGUUACAGGGUUGUUUUAUAUAAUAUGUCGCUGCUCCUGAGGAGAUAGGACAAGCAUGUGGGACGUCUGACUACCGUAACUCUGAGACAUCAGGGCAGUCAAUGACGGAGGAAUACCAGGACAAGCGUUGCGACGAGACUGGGGGUAACCGACUACGUCUGGAAGACAGACUGAUGUUCAGCAAAAGCGUUAAACUGCACCAGAAUCAGCAUAUCCAACGGUCUGUGGUUGUUUAAAAGCUGGAAGCACUUCAGACCGUCUUCUUCCUCAGCUGGCGCUGCGGUCCUCAAAAUCCUUCAGAAUCAGGAUAUCAUAAAGCAUCGCUGUGCUCAUCAGGACUUGCCGUGGGUUCUUCUGUUGAACGUCACGAGUUCCCGGAAGAAACAGGGUACAAGACACCCUUCUGGGACACUGCGCUGUCUAGUCUCGCAGAAGCAGAUCGACGUUUCAGAGAUGGACUCUGCCCCUGUAAUCAAGGCGAUUAGGGAAAAAUGCGCGUGAUAUUUUGGCUAGAGAUUUGAGAACCGGACAGUCGAGGUACAAUCUUGGCUUCAUCAGGGUGUCAGGGGGAGUGAGCGAGGACUGGGUGAAGACGGCGAGUGAGCAAUUGAGAAGAAAGAGCGGACUACAGCCUGUCCAAGAGGGGGGGAGAGAUGAAAGGGAGAAUUAUAUGAUGAGUGUGACGAGGGUAGGACUUCCACGGUCCCUUCCAUGGCUCUGUCUCACCCUCCCCUCGAUUUCCAGUCUUUAUUCCGCCCUGUUUCCUUACUUCCUUACUUCCUCCCUUCCUCCCACCUCCCAAACCCCUUGCGACGGCUCAGGUUCUAACUUGUCCAAUCUCUAUUAAAUUUUUCACGCGCAGCUUACUCAUCGCCCUGAUGAUGGAAGUAGUAAACACCUCCGAAACUUCCGUCUACUUUUACGAUACUAUAAGGCGCAGUUUUUCGGAGGGACCGGAAGCAGACACCUAGUUUUUGUCCAUUAGUAUAGACCUGUGAACCGCCACGGUGGUCUAGCGGUUAGAACGCUAACCUUGUAAUCCUGGGGUCUCGGGUUCAAUUCCCGGUGGUGCUCAGAUUUAUAACUUGUGUUGGGCAAGGCCGUGGU
Molecule: messenger RNA, 1785 nt
Organism: Zootermopsis nevadensis
Lineage: Eukaryota; Metazoa; Arthropoda; Insecta; Blattodea; Termopsidae
Source: RefSeq, a predicted model, not a curated record